AUGAAAAACAUUUUACUAAAGACCUGCAAUUGUACCAAGUUUGGAUUUGGUAGCUGUAGAAACAGUGAAAAUUGUAAUUUUGCACAUGGGGUUGAAGAGAUAAGGCAGCCACCACCAAUUUGGAAGGAGCUUGUCGGUCCUCGUACUGAAGAGCAGUUGCAAUUGGGCGGGAAUUGGAAUGAUGACCAGAAAAUCAUUCAUAAGAUUAAUCUUUGCAAGAAGUAUUGCAGUGGUGAGGAGUGUCCUUAUGGUGAUAAGUGUAGCUUUCUUCAUGAGAAUCCUGCUAAGUUUAGGGAUGACUCUUGGAAAAAAGAGUCCUAUGCGGCCGUCAUUAGAACUUAUUGUUGA
Messenger RNA from Vicia villosa (hairy vetch), 348 nucleotides. RefSeq names its product zinc finger CCCH domain-containing protein 39-like. The record is from RefSeq and is a predicted model, not a curated record. NCBI's taxonomy places the organism in Eukaryota, Viridiplantae, Streptophyta, Magnoliopsida, Fabales, Fabaceae. Gene Ontology annotation, molecular function: mRNA binding; metal ion binding. The coding region runs from base 1 to 348 and encodes 115 amino acids. The transcript has a single exon.